Canariomyces notabilis is the source of this 777-nucleotide messenger RNA. RefSeq lists its product as uncharacterized. NCBI's taxonomy places the organism in Eukaryota, Fungi, Ascomycota, Sordariomycetes, Sordariales, Chaetomiaceae. The record is from RefSeq and is a predicted model, not a curated record. The transcript is spliced from 3 exons. Bases 1 to 777 code for a protein of 258 amino acids.
AUGAAAUUCUCUCUCUUGCUGUUGUCAGCGCUUGGCGCCUCGGUCUGGGCUGCGCCUGCCUUUCCCAAGGUUGAGGCGGUAGUUCCAGAGAACAUCAGGGCCAUCUCCGACUACAUGAAUAUGCUAGCUAGCAAGGUCCAGGAGAGCCGGGGGCUUGCAAGCCCCCCAGUGUGCGACCUCUCCAAAGUCUCCCUCCCAGAAGCCGCCGCGGGUCUUCCUCCACCCUCGCCCGGGUUAGUCCUGAAGCAUAUUGCCAUUGGACGCGGCACACAAAACUAUACCUGCGAUGUCAGCAACGCAACAGCCGUCCCGCAAGCCGUCGGUGCCGUUGCAACCCUCUACAACGCCUCGUGCAUCGUCGCAACCAACCCCGACCUAGCCGGGACACUCGCCAAAGCCGCCAUGCACUUCAACCCCAGCGAAAACGCCGUCACUCAGCAGCUCGUGCCGUCCAACCUGGGAGCCAGCGGAGUCCACUAUUUCAAGGACGCCACCACUGCCUUCUUCAACCUCGACGCGUUCCCCACGUGGAAGAUCGGCGAGAUCCCCUGCGGUAAAAACGCUAGCAUCCCGGCGCCCGUCGGUGCACCAAAGGGUCUGAAUAAUGAGCCAGCUGUUGCGUGGCUCAAGUUGCUCGCCAAGUCGGGUGCCACCGGCGGAUUGGAGGAGGUGUAUCGCGUUGAGACAAUAGGAGGGAGCCCCCCGGCGUCGUGCCGAGGCAUGCCAGCUCAGUUUGAGGUGCAGUAUGCUACAGAAUAUUGGUUUUAUGCCAAGUAA